This is a messenger RNA of Carlito syrichta (Philippine tarsier), 2120 nucleotides long. It is a transcript of the gene MBOAT7, whose product is annotated as membrane bound O-acyltransferase domain containing 7. Gene Ontology annotation, molecular function: lysophospholipid acyltransferase activity. Gene Ontology annotation, cellular component: membrane; mitochondria-associated endoplasmic reticulum membrane contact site. The record is from RefSeq and is a predicted model, not a curated record. The transcript is spliced from 8 exons. Bases 69 to 1487 code for a protein of 472 amino acids. NCBI's taxonomy places the organism in Eukaryota, Metazoa, Chordata, Mammalia, Primates, Tarsiidae. Gene Ontology annotation, biological process: lipid modification; phosphatidylinositol biosynthetic process.
ACACGGGGGUUUGGGGGCAUCCGGAUUCCUGGGAUCUCACCACGAACUUCUGCCCUUCCCCCCAGACUAUGUCGCCUGAAGAGUGGACAUAUCUAGUGGUUCUUCUUAUCUCCAUCCCCAUCGGCUUCCUCUUUAAGAAAGCGGGACCUGGACUGAAGAGAUGGGGGGCAGCCGCUGUGGGCCUGGGGCUCACUUUGUUCACCUGUGGCCCCCACACUUUGCAUUCUCUGAUCACGAUCCUUGGGACCUGGGCCCUCAUUCAGGCCCAGCCCUGCUCCUGCCACGCCCUGGCCCUGGCCUGGACCUUCUCCUAUCUCCUGUUCUUCCGAGCCCUCAGCCUGCUGGGCCUGCCCACCCCAACGCCCUUCACCAAUGCCGUCCAGCUGUUGCUGACACUGAAGCUGGUGAGCCUGGCCAGUGAAGUCCAGGACCUGCAUCUGGCCCAGAGGAAAGAAAUGGCCUCGGGCCUCAGCAAGGGGCCCACCCUGGGGCUGCUUCCUGACGUUCCAUCCCUGAUGGAAACACUCAGCUACAGCUACUGCUACGUGGGAAUCCUGACAGGCCCGUUCUUCCGCUACCGCACGUACCUGGACUGGCUGGAGCAGCCCUUCCCCGAGGCCGUGCCCAGCCUGCGGCCCCUGCUGCGCCGCGCCUGGCCAGCCCCGCUCUUCGGGCUGCUGUUCCUGCUGUCCUCGCACCUGUUCCCACUGGAGGCCGUGCGCGAGGACGCCUUCUACGCCCGCCCGCUGCCCGCCCGCCUCUUCUACAUGAUCCCGGUCUUCUUCGCCUUCCGCAUGCGCUUCUACGUGGCCUGGAUUGCCGCCGAGUGCGGCUGCAUUGCCGCCGGCUUCGGGGCCUACCCCGUGGCCGCCAAAGCCCGGGCCGGGGGCGGCCCCACCCUCCAAUGCCCACCCCCCAGCAGUCCGGAGAAGGCGGCUUCCCUGGAGUACGACUAUGAGACCAUCCGCAACAUCGACUGCUACGGUACGGACUUCUGUGUGCGGGUGCGGGAUGGCAUGCGCUACUGGAACAUGACGGUGCAGUGGUGGCUGGCGCAGUAUAUCUACAAGAGUGCACCUGCCCGCUCCUAUGUCCUGAGGAGCGCCUGGACCAUGCUGCUGAGCGCCUACUGGCACGGCCUGCACCCGGGCUACUACCUGAGCUUCCUGACCAUCCCGCUGUGCCUGGCUGCUGAGGGCCGCUUGGAGUCUGCCCUGCGAGGCCGGCUAAGCCCCGGGGGCCAGAAGGCCUGGGACUGGGUACACUGGUUCCUGAAGAUGCGCGCCUACGACUACAUGUGCAUGGGCUUUGUGCUCCUCUCCCUGGGUGACACCCUCCGCUACUGGGCCUCCAUCUACUUCUGCAUCCACUUCCUGGCACUGGCGGUGCUGGGGCUGGGGCUGGCUUUGGGUGGAGGCAGCCCCAGCCGGCGGAAGGCCACGUCCCAGGCCACCAGCCUGGCCCCGGAGAAGCUCCGGGAGGAGUAAGUGCCCAUCACGCCCUCUGCCAACCGCCAGCCCUGGCUUCUCUGGGGAUUCUGUGAACCAGGCGCUGCCUCCUCUCCCAAGAGAGGUCCCUAGCUUGGCUAGGGCCCUGGAGAGAAUCUCCUUGCCCCAGCUAGACACCCUGCCUCUAACUGAAGCCAGGCUGGGUGCUCUCGCCCUCUGCCCUGGGGCCACCGGUGGCCACUUCCCCCUCCUUAAAGUCGGGGUAUUGCCUCACAUGUCCCUUCUGCAGCUUCUGGGUAUCAGACAGUGCUGUACUUCCCCAGAGCUGCGAGGCCAGUGACUGCAGUGUCUUGGGCAUAUUCCCAUGCCCAAGGGGAAUCCGAUUCCCAGUGAGGGUCAGGAGUUUUGGGGCCAGGUCCUGGGAGUGGGCAGCCCUUUCCUGUGUCUCUCACUCCAUUUUAGCUCAUCAGACCAGUAUUUUACUCUUGAGAGGGAGCACAGACUUCCCAUUUCAUAAAGGGGAAACUGAGGUGCAGAUGAGCAGGCCUGCGACUGCCAUUCUGUGGCUCCCGCUUGACACCUCAGGGCCUCCAUGCUCCCGUCACACUCCUGUCAUCUCGGCCUGAGGUCAGAAUGUGUAAAUCUUUCCCAGUAAAGUGUUGCACAAAGACA